UUCAGGCACUGCGGGGACGCCCUUCCGAGCGCCCAGCUCGGCGCGGUCGGGGGCGCGCACGCCGCCCGGCUCCUGGGCGGCAGGGGGCGGGGCGGGGCGGGGCAGGACGUCCGGGGGCGCGCACGCAUCCGGCUUGCGGUGCGCGCGCAGGUCGGUGCGUCGGUCGGGGGCGCGCUCGGGUAACCUGUACCCCACGUAGUCGCCGGUUACCGAUCGGACUAAGUUCCAGUGGUGAUUUGCAAGUCAAGUUAAAAUGUCCCCAGAAGUCGCCUUGAACCGAAUUUCUCCAAUGCUUUCCCCAUUCAUAUCUAGUGUGGUCCGCAAUGGAAAAGUGGGACUGGAUGCUACAAACUGUUUGAGGAUAACUGACUUGAAAUCUGGCUGCACAUCAUUGACUCCUGGACCCAACUGUGACCGAUUUAAACUGCACAUACCAUAUGCUGGAGAGACAUUAAAAUGGGAUAUCAUUUUUAAUGCCCAAUACCCAGAGCUGCCCCCCGAUUUUAUCUUUGGAGAAGAUGCUGAAUUCCUGCCAGAUCCCUCGGCUUUGCAUAACCUUGCCUCCUGGAAUCCUUCAAAUCCUGAGUGUCUGUUACUUGUGGUGAAGGAACUUGUGCAACAAUAUCACCAGUUUCAAUGCAGCCGCCUCCGCGAGAGCUCCCGCCUCAUGUUUGAAUACCAGACAUUACUGGAAGAGCCGCAGUAUGGAGAGAACAUGGAAAUUUAUGCUGGGAAAAAAAACAACUGGACUGGUGAAUUUUCAGCUCGUUUCCUUUUGAAGUUGCCAGUGGAUUUCAGCAAUAUUCCCACAUACCUUCUCAAGGAUGUAAGUGAAGACCCUGGAGAAGAUGUGGCCCUCCUUUCUGUCAGUUUUGAGGACACUGAAGCCACUCAGGUGUACCCUAAGCUCUACUUGUCACCCCGAAUUGAACAUGCACUUGGAGGCUCCUCAGCUCUUCAUAUCCCAGCUUUCCCAGGAGGAGGAUGUCUCAUUGAUUAUGUUCCUCAAGUAUGCCACCUGCUCACCAACAAGGUGCAGUAUGUGAUUCAAGGAUAUCACAAAAGAAGAGAGUAUAUUGCUGCUUUCCUCAGUCACUUUGGCACAGGUGUCGUGGAAUAUGAUGCAGAAGGCUUUACAAAACUCACUUUGCUGCUGAUGUGGAAAGAUUUUUGUUUUCUUGUACACAUUGACCUGCCACUGUUUUUCCCUCGAGACCAGCCGACUCUCACAUUCCAGUCCGUCUAUCACUUUACCAACAGUGGACAGCUUUAUUCCCAGGCCCAAAAAAAUUAUCCAUACAGCCCCAGAUGGGAUGGAAAUGAAAUGGCCAAAAGAGCAAAGGCUUAUUUCAAAACCUUUGUCCCUCAGUUCCAGGAGGCAGCAUUUGCCAAUGGAAAGCUCUAGGAAACACCAGUCUUGAGGGGUGGCCAGCCAGACUGCUCUGUCCACAUGCGUGUCAGCACAUAUGGCCGCUUCCUGGAAGCCACUUGGAAUGUCUUCAUGGCAGCAUUUUCCUCACACAGCAGCUUUGUGCGCCCCAACUGGAACCCAAACUUGAGCUGGCUGGCGGUAACCUGGAUCCUCGAGCCCCCCACCUCUGGUUGCUCCCUCUUUGUUUCCUGCAAUAUAUUUCUUAGUUGGAAGAAAUAAAAUCACCGAUCGUGACACAGUAUUUUUCCAGGGAAAGUAGGACAUCAUAAAUGCACACACUCUUAUUCCAAAGCCUUUGUCUCUGAGACCUCUGCUAAGUUUUAAGAUUAAACCCCCCUUUGCUUUUUAUUUUCCU
Molecule: messenger RNA, 1787 nt
Organism: Ceratotherium simum simum (southern white rhinoceros)
Lineage: Eukaryota; Metazoa; Chordata; Mammalia; Perissodactyla; Rhinocerotidae
Gene: BABAM2
Product: BRISC and BRCA1 A complex member 2
Biological process (GO): double-strand break repair
Cellular component (GO): BRCA1-A complex; BRISC complex
Source: RefSeq, a predicted model, not a curated record